This is a messenger RNA of Myotis daubentonii (Daubenton's bat), 2400 nucleotides long. It is a transcript of the gene AMH, whose product is annotated as anti-Mullerian hormone. NCBI's taxonomy places the organism in Eukaryota, Metazoa, Chordata, Mammalia, Chiroptera, Vespertilionidae. Gene Ontology annotation, biological process: Mullerian duct regression; gonad development. Gene Ontology annotation, molecular function: growth factor activity. The record is from RefSeq and is a predicted model, not a curated record.
CCUAGAAACUCCAGGAUGGAAGACGGACAUAGCCAGCCAGCCAGCAGUGGGUCUGGGGUCCAGCCUGUGGGAGGAGAGCAAAGCAGAGGAUGUUCUGUCCUUGGCGUCUCCAGGCCAAGAUGCCCGAGUUCCUUUUGCAUCCUGAUUCCCAAGGGCAAGAGGAGUGGACAGGAGACUCUGAGAGCGCCAGCUGAUCUGGAGACCACCCACCUGGUGGUCUGAACACCGAGACCUGGUGUCGGGUCCUCAGGAGGAGGCUCAGCCCCCCAGGCCCUGCCCCGCAGCUGUUGAUGUUUGGUCCAUCUGGGUCGGUCACUCCCUGCUCACAUUCCCACCGCUGUCUCCAGAGAGAAAACUCAAGGACAGUUGGACAGAUCGGUCACAGGCCACACUUUCUAUCACUGGUGGGAAGGAGAUAGGCAGCGGGGCCAGAACAGAAGGGGCUUUGAGCUGGCCCAGGCUUGUAGGGGAGCUCAGGCACUGGCCCCCAAGGUCACCUCCUGGGAGGCGAUAGGGCUGUCCUCCCGCACAAACACCCUGGGCUGGCCCAUAUAAGCAGAGUGGCCAAGCCCCUGACAGUUCCCAGGAUGAGGGCUGCACCUCUCUCUCGGCUGGUCCUGGUGCUAUGGGCGAUGGGCACCCUGAUGGGGGCUGGGACCCCUGGAGAAGAAGCCUUGCCUGGGGAGCCUGCAGGCACUGGGGGUCUCAUCUUCCACCAAGACUGGGACUGGCCAGCCCCCCAGGGCUUGCCUCCAAGCAGCCAGCGAGACUCCCUGUGCCUGGUGACGCUGGUUGGCGGCAGCAACGGCAGCAGUGCCCCCCUACAGGUGAUGGGAGCCCUGAGGGGCUACGAGCAGGCCUUCCUGGAGGCCGUGCAUCGAGCCCACUGGGGGCCUCGUGACCUGGCCACCUUUGGCGUCUGCGCCCCUAGCCAUGAGCACGCUGCCCUGCCCCUUUUGCAGUGGCUUAGAGUGUGGCUGGGGGAGCCCCAGGGGCAGCGGCUGGCGGUCCUGCACCUGGAGGAAGUGACCUGGGAGCCAACACCCUCACUGAGGUUCCAGGAGCCUCCAUCUGGAGAAAUCAGCCCCUCAGAGAUGGCGCUGCUGGUGCUGUACCCCGGGUCCGGCCCAGAGGUCACUGUAACAGGGGCCGGGCUGCUGGGCACCCAGGCUGAGCUCCCAUCUCCUCAGAGUCUCUGCCUAUCCCGGGACACCGGCUACCUGACGCUGGCGGUGGACCAUCCGGCGGGGGCCUGGCACGGCCUGGGCCUUGCCCUAACCCUGCGGCACCGCGAAAACGGCACCCCGCUGAGCACCGCGCAGCUGCAAGCCUUGCUGUUCGGCGCCGACCCCCGCUGCUUCACGCGGAUGACGCCGGCCCUGCUCCUGCUGCUGAGGCCUGGGCCCACGCCUAUGCCCGCGCACGGUCGGCUGGACACACUGCCCUUCCCGACGCCCAGUUCCACCCCGGAGCCCGAGGAGCCACUACCCGGCACCGAUCCCUUUCUGGAGACGCUCACACGCCUGGUGCGGACGCUGCGGGGGCCCCAAAACCGGGCCUCGCCGCCGCGCCUGGCCCUGGACCCUGCCGCGCUGGCCAGCUUCCCGCAGGGCCUGGUCAACCUGUCGGACCCUGUGGCACUGGAGCGCCUGCUUGACGGCGAGGAGCCCCUGCUGCUGCUGCUGCCACCUGCCGCUGCCACCACGGGGGACCCUACGCCGCUGCAGGGCCCGGAGUCCUCGCCGUGGGCGUUGGAUCUGGCGCGCCGAGUGGCCGCAGAGCUGCAGGCGGCUGCCGCUGAGCUGCGCGGCCUCCCAGGGCUGCCGCCCGCCGCCCCGCCACUGCUGGCGCGCCUGCUGGCGCUGUGCCCCGGGAACUCGGGGGACCCACGCGGACCCGGCGGCCCACUGCGCGCGCUGCUUCUGCUAAAGGCGCUGCAGGGCCUGCGCGCCGAGUGGCGCGGGAGGGAGUGGAGUGGGCCGGCUCGGGCACAGCGCAGUGCGGGGCCCAGGACCGCGGACGAGUCGUGCGCGCUGCGCGAGCUGAGUGUGGACCUCCGUGCCGAGCGCUCGGUACUCAUCCCCGAGACCUACCAGGCCAACAACUGCCAGGGCUCCUGCGGCUGGCCGCAGUCCGACCGCAACCCGCGCUAUGGCAACCAUGUGGUGUUGCUGCUCAAGAUGCAGGCCCGUGGGGCGGCUCUGGCGCGUCCACCCUGCUGCGUGCCCACGGCCUACGCGGGCAAGCUGCUCAUCACCCUGUCGGAGGAGCGCAUCAGCGCACACCACGUGCCCAACAUGGUGGCCACCGAGUGCGGCUGCCGGUAACUCCGCGCUGCGAGUGGCGCCCCUGUCCAUAUUUAUUCGGACCCGAAUCAUCACCCCAAUAAAGACCACAAGC